Molecule: messenger RNA, 1872 nt
Organism: Arachis duranensis
Lineage: Eukaryota; Viridiplantae; Streptophyta; Magnoliopsida; Fabales; Fabaceae
Product: potassium channel KAT3
Exons: 13
Coding region: 1-1872 (623 amino acids)
Biological process (GO): transmembrane transport; potassium ion transport
Cellular component (GO): membrane
Molecular function (GO): voltage-gated potassium channel activity
Source: RefSeq, a predicted model, not a curated record
AUGUUGCCAUUUGUAGCUAGAAGUAGUUCUAGGAGCGAAAUAAACCACUUCGCCUCAGUUCCCAGCAGCCUCUUACCAGCAUUUGGCACCAACUUUGAUGAAGGGUAUUUGAACCUUAGAAAAUAUGUAAUAGCUCCGUAUAACCGAAGAUAUCGGUUGUGGCAAACGUUCUUAGUUGCAUUGGUGGUUUACUCUGCAUGGGCAUCUCCAUUCGAGCUAGCCUUCAGAGAACUGUCAAUUGGGUCGCUGGUGCCAGUUGAUAUCAUUGUGGAUGGCUUCUUUGCCAUUGAUAUUAUCCUUACUUUCUUUGUGGCUUAUUUGGAUAGAUCAACUUAUCUCCUCGUUGAUGACCAUAAGAAGAUUGCUAUAAGAUAUAUUAAAAUGUUACACUUCCCAAUGGAUCUAGCAUCCACUCUCCCUUUCGACCAGAUAUACCAAAUUCUGACAGGCAAACGACACGGGCCCGAGAUCUUUGGUUUCCUAAAUAUGCUUAGACUAUGGCGAUUGAGACAUGUUAGCGAAUUAUUUUCCAGGCUAGAGAAAGACAUACGAAUAAGCUACACUGCAACAAGAUUUUGUAAACUUAUAUGUGUUACGCUAUUUGCAGUUCACUUCGCAGGCUGCAUGUAUUUUUGGUUGGCUUUCCAUCACAAAACACCCGAAAAUACAUGGCUCCACAAGGAACUACCGGAUUUUAAAUAUAGGAGUGUCUGGUUGUGUUACAUCUAUUCCAUGUACUGGUCCAUAACAACUCUUACCACUGUUGGCUAUGGAGAUCUGUAUGCAGUGAAUACAGAGGAGAAGGUUUACAGUAGUUUAUUUAUGCUGUUCAACAUAGGCCUCACGGCAUAUAUAAUCGGAAACAUGACUAAUCUGGCAGUUCAUAACACCGUCCGAACCUUUGCAAUGAGGGAUGCCUUUAACAGAGUGUUACGAUAUGCAAGCAAAAGUAGACUCCCAAAACGUUUGAAAGAACAAAUGUUGGCGCAUAAAGAAUUGAAACUUAAGAUGGAAGAGUCACAGCAACAAGAAGUGCUACAGGACCUCCCUAAAGCAAUUAGAUCCAGUAUUGCUCAACAUCUUUUCAGCAAUGUAGUUGAUAAAGCAUAUUUAUUUAAAGGAGUCUCUGAUGAGUGUAUCAUUCAGCUGGCGUCAGACAUGAAAGCAGAAUACUACUUACCUAAGGUUGACAUUAUCUUGCAAAAUGAGAUGCCAAUAUAUUUCUACAUUCUGGUAUAUGGAUCACUGGAUCUAUUUAUACACAAGAAUGGAAGCGAACAGCUUUUGUUUGAAUUAGAACCUGGAGGCAUGGCUGGAGAAAUCGGCGGGAUGUUUAAUAUUCCACAACCUUUUACAGUUAGAACUAGGAGGCUCUCCCAGGUCAUACGAAUCAACCAACAUCAGUUCAAGCAGAUGAUGCAACCAUUUAAUAAUGAUGGGAGACAAAUCAUCAACAACUUCAUUAAGUACUUGAGGGAACAAAGAGGCAGCGUGCUAGAAGAAAUACCAUACUUAUCAGAAUUACUAGGAGACCUGUAUCUCGAGCAUAUAACACAAAAUGGGGACUCACACGAUGAAGUUUCAAGAUAUCACGAUGAUGGACCAUGUAAAGAAGGAAGGACUAUAAAUUCCAAUCCAUGGUCAAGCCCAGCUUCCACUAGAAUAAUAAUCCAUGGUCAUCAUCCCAAUGAAAAGAAAAUGGGAAAAGGAGACACGAAAAAGCUCAUACUUCUCCCGAGCUCAAUAGAAGAGCUUUUCAGAGUAGCAGAGAAAAAGUUCAGUAAAAGAGCGAGCAAAAUUCUUAUGGCGGAUGGCUCAGAAGUAGAAGAAAUAAACGUCUUAAGAGAUCAUGACGAGUUAUACAUCUUCUAA